Molecule: messenger RNA, 1710 nt
Organism: Aspergillus melleus
Lineage: Eukaryota; Fungi; Ascomycota; Eurotiomycetes; Eurotiales; Aspergillaceae
Exons: 3
Coding region: 1-1632 (543 amino acids)
Biological process (GO): transmembrane transport
Molecular function (GO): transmembrane transporter activity
Source: RefSeq, a predicted model, not a curated record
AUGAGUGCCACCACCACUAUAGUUGCGACUCAUGCAUUGGAAAAGGCAGAGCCGUCGCAGGGAACCCCAGAACCAAAGUCUCCCCGCGAGAUUCAUGGCAUCUCAUGGGUUUUAGUUGUUAUGAGCAUCAUAUCCUGCGUCUUCCUCUUCGCCCUAGACAAUACGAUCGUCGCCGAUGUCCAACCCGCCAUUAUCAAAGAAUUCGGGGAUCUUGAAAUGCUGCCUUGGAUAUCUGUGGCCUUUCUGAUCGGCGCCGCGAGUACACUGCUGGCUUGGAGCAAAGGAUACGGACAGUUCGACUGCAAAUGGUUGUAUAUCCUGACCACCCUCAUUUUUGAGGUCGGUUCGGCCCUCUGCGGCGCCGCUCCCAACAUGAGUGCCUUUAUUGUCGGUCGUGCUAUCUGUGGUCUUGGUGGUGCAGGUAUGUAUCUGGGAGUGAUGACUCUUCUGACCAUUUUGACGACACCCACCGAGCGACCGAUGUAUUUGGGAAUGGUGGGAAUGAUUUGGGGUGUGGGUACAGUUCUGGGCCCGAUUGUAGGAGGCGCUUUCACUGACAGCCCUGCUACAUGGCGUUGGGCCUUCUACAUCAACCUGUGCAUCGGGGGUCUCUUUGCCCCGGUCUUCUUGUUUAUGAUUCCUAGUAUCGAUCCUCGCCCUGGUGUCUCCUUGAAAUCACGACUGGCCGAAAUCGACUUUCUCGGUACGACACUCUUCAUCGGCGUCUUUGUAUCCGGAAUCAUGGCCAUUGCAUUCGGCGGUCUCCUCUAUGGGUGGGACAGCGCGCAAAUUAUCGCUCUCUUCGUCUGCUCCGGCGUCCUCGCAAUUCUCUUCUUCCUCCAACAACACUUCCUCAUUCUAACCACUUACCAACGCCGAAUCUUCCCGCUGCAAUACUUCAAGGACAAAGAGAUGGUGAUUCUCUUCAUCGAAACCGCUGCGGCCGGCACGUCGUCCUUCAUCCCGAUCUAUUUCGUCCCCUUAUUCUUCCAAUUCGUGCAGGGUGACGGCGCCCUCCAAGCAGGUGUGCGUCUCCUCCCAUUUAUCGUCCCUCUUGUGGUCUUCAACCUCGUCAACGGCGCCGCAAUGAGUACCCUGGGUUACUACAUGCCGUGGUAUCUCGCCGGCGGCGCAUUGGUCAUCGUGGGCGGCGCUCUGCUGGAAGUUACGCACCUAAACACCAGCGUGGCUCAGAUCUACGGCGCCCUAGUUGUAGCCGGUAUAGGGACGGGAUCGUUCUCGCAGACCGGCUUCUCAGUCGCCGCAUCCCUCGUUCCUCCCGAGGAGACCUCAACCGCGGUGGGAUUCAUGACUUGUGGCCAGAUCGGAGGAUCCGCUGUCGCUCUGUCUGUGGCAAAUACUAUCUUCCUGAAUCGGGCGACGGUCCAGAUUGCGCGGUUACUGCCGGGGGAGACUAUUUCUGCUGUUCAGGGUAUGGUCUCCGGGGCUAAUGGAGCGCUGCUUGAGUCGCUGGGUGGGGAUCUACGAGGACGUGUUCUAGAUGCGAUUGUGCGCGCGAUCACAGAUGCGUUGGUGUUGGAGCUUACGUCUGGGGCGUUGGCGGUUCUACUGGCGCUUUUUCUGAGGCGGACGAAGAUUAAUCACGAUCCGGCUAAUGCUGCGUUCAUGUGAUUUUGGGGGGGUCCUUCCUAUUCGAUGGGGAACAUGCUCCUGAUUACUACUAGACUUGCUUUUUCGGGAAUGUGUGGA